Messenger RNA from Staurois parvus, 900 nucleotides. The record is from the annotation of a GenBank genome assembly. Lineage: Eukaryota; Metazoa; Chordata; Amphibia; Anura; Ranidae.
AUGGAGGAGAAGAGGAUUCUGUGUAUUGGACUCGUCUGUCUGGACAUCAUCAGUGUGGUGGACAAAUACCCCGAGGAGGACUCUGACACCAGGUGCCUUUCUCAGCGAUGGCAGCGAGGGGGGAACGCCUCCAAUUCCUGCACUGUACUUUCUCUUUUGGGGGCUCCUUGUGCCUUCAUGGGGUCACUGGCUCCAGGACACAUAGCAGACUUCAUCAUUUCAGAUUUCCGCAAGAGGAACAUUGAUGCCUCCAAUGUGAGCUGGCAGAGCUGGGGUGACACGCCCUGUGCCUGCUGUCUGGUUAAUGUCACCAACGGUUCUCGCACCGUCACGCUGUAUGACACGAAUCUGCCAGAUGUUACAGCAGAAAACUUCCAGAAAGUGGACUUGUCCAAAUACAAGUGGAUUCACUGGGAGGGCAGGAAUGCUGAUGAGCAGGUCAAGAUGAUCCAAAGAGUAGAGGAUCACAACAAGGAGUGUCCCCCUGACCAGAAGAUCAAAAUCUCAGUGGAGAUCGAGAAGGAAAGGGAAGAACUAUUCCAGCUCUUCCAGCAUGGUGACCUGGUGUUUGUAAGUAAAGACGUAGCUAAGUAUCUGGGCUUCCAUUCUGCAACCGAGGCAGUUUUUGGUCUGUACCCGCGGGUGCGGCAGGGGGCGUACCUGGUAUGUGCCUGGGCUGAGCAGGGAGCACAUGCUUUGGGCCCAGAUGGACAGGCGAUCCAUUCCCCGGCCUUCCCGCCUGAUGCCAUUGUGGACACAUUAGGGGCUGGUGACACGUUCAAUGCCUCUGUUAUGUUUGCUUUGUCUAAAGGUCAGACUAUGCAGGAGGCGCUCACCUUCGGCUGUCGUAUAGCGGGUAAGAAGUGCGGUAUACAAGGCUAUGAUGGGAUUAUUUCAUGA